AUGACACACGAGAGCGAGGAAGAAGAGAACAUUGCUCUCGCAGCAGGUGGAAGAGCAGAGAUUGUCGAAGGAAAGUUCAGGGAACUGAAAAUCCCUCGCAAAUUCAACUACGAACGCGUCAAAGCGGCGAGAGCAAACCAAAUGGCGAGAUCUUUGAUCCACGAGGGCCGCGAAUCCGUUUCUACUGCAUGGUUCGCCUGGUAUGUCGACUUUAAUGUGUGGAGCUACAUCCAUGAGAAGUUCGCAAAACAUGGUGAUCACGAGACAUUCCCAUGGAUCGACCUCGAGCCGGCCGUAAAGCCCAAGACCCCCGAAGACGCCUCCGCCUGGUUCAACGGCUUGAAGGACGCCAUCAAGCAAAAGUACGACCUUCCCGCCCUGGAGCGGAAGAAGCUGGGUCUUACAUUGAUGAGACCGGAAAACUACCUUGUACGUGACCUGGACAAAAUCGCUGCGCGUUGGCGUGAAGACACUUGGAACAACGUCUUCCCCGGAAGAGAGCCACCCCACGGCAAGGCCUUUGAAGUCAUCGUUCCGUCUGCCGUCGAGAUGUUCUCGGAUCUGAAGUGGGACGUAACCCAAAAAGCAAACCUUUUCCCGGCUACAAUCUGCUUGACCACAGUCGGACGAGUCCACCGCCGUGGCCACUUUGUCAUGGCUAUUGUUCUCGGUUACAACUCCGGCGUCAUCGACGACCCAGAGAAUAGAUUGAUUCUGGCCAAGACGUACGAUGUUGUCUUGAAGUGUGCCAUAAAUAUCAUCAUCACCGGCAAAAGUACGAAGCUCACCAGAGCUUUCAAGGGAUUCGACCUGCCAGAGCCUGAACUGGAUGAUGAUGGAGAGGAUGCGAUCAUGGGAGGCAUGGGAGACGAGAUGGAGCUCACACAGGAGCAGCUCGCCCUCUGCGCAGAAGGGUUUGAUGUGGUGCCGUUGACUUCCAUUCCGGACUACGCUGUUUUCCGGGUGAGCGAAUGGCUUCAUCGGGAGGUUGGCCGCACGUCGGCAGAGGAUCGCUGCCGUUUGCUCCGGGAUUGGUGCCAGCUUGAGGAUGGCAAGUUUCACCAGAACCUCGAGGGAAUGACUCGAGAGGACCUGCAGAAGGCUUGUCACGAAGCAUGGAUGGAGAAGACGAAUAACUGGAAGGAGACACUCGACCUUACGGUGUGGUCGUGGACUGAAGAGGUAUGCUGGGCGAAGAAGAUUGCGGAGCCGUUUGACUCUUGA
Colletotrichum acutatum is the source of this 1224-nucleotide messenger RNA. RefSeq lists its product as uncharacterized. The record is from RefSeq and is a predicted model, not a curated record. The transcript is spliced from 2 exons. The coding region runs from base 1 to 1224 and encodes 407 amino acids. Lineage: Eukaryota; Fungi; Ascomycota; Sordariomycetes; Glomerellales; Glomerellaceae.